Messenger RNA from Dimorphilus gyrociliatus, 1800 nucleotides. The record is from the annotation of a GenBank genome assembly. Lineage: Eukaryota; Metazoa; Annelida; Polychaeta; Dinophilidae.
GUUGUCGUAAUGUUUCGCUAAACGCAGGGGUUGUGAUACUGAAACUAAGUUUUAAACUUUGGUCAUGAGGUUGUUAAAUAAACAAGUUGAUAAACUCCCUUCGCAUUUGUGCUAUCUGUUUGUUUAUUAUUUUUUUCAGUCAGCAUUCAGAGAGCCUUCGAAAUUUUCCUGAUAAAUCUUUCCUGAGCGAUGAAAGUCUCAUGGAGUGGAGUCCUUGUAAUAAAGAAAAUAAAGAAAAUAGAGAAAACAAUGAUGGAUUAAAUUUACGAUUGAUCAACAGCUCGUUAAGCACUUUUAGUUUUCAUUCCCCUCCGAAUAAACAUCCCUCCGUACAUCCGAUGGAAAUCGAUUUUAAUUCACCUAAUAAUUCAUCCUAUAAAGAACAGGAGAAAGAUCCUGCAACCGGGUUAUCUCUGUGGUCAACUUCAUCAAAUAGUGAGUUUUUUGUUUUUGUGGAUGAUUUAUUUAUAUGAUAUACUUUUAGAUGAAGAAAAGCUUCCUAUGCGAUCAGACAACUUAGAAGUCGAUCAGAGAAGUGUGAUCAGUGGAGUGUCAACUCUAACUGGAAUUUCGAAAGCGUCUUGCCCUUCUGAAUGUGAAUAUCUAAUUAUUUUCUGUUAAUUACAGUAUGAUAUAUACAGUAUCUCUAUAUAUUUUAUAUAUAAAAAUAUUUAUAUGUUUGGAUAUAUUGCUGUUGCAGAUUCAAAAAUGGGAAGCUCGACCAAUGACUUGCUGCUACGGGAUUCUAAUAUUGAAGAUGACUCCAGGAGCAUUUAUUCUGCACAGUCGCUUAUAUCUGGUGUAGGUACAGUCCGAAGGUCAGAAGUUGAAGAGACUGGAUCAGCUAUUUCAGGCACAAUGCAAUCUGACAUAUCACCCCCAUCAAGUAUUCGCAGUCUAUGCUCCACAAAUGUUUCAAAAGAACCUGAGAAAAAAAUUGAGAAAAAGUCAAAUGUUCUACUGCUCUUAGUAAUUUUAUUUCUUCCCACCAUAUUGGGAUUUGUUUUCUUAAAAUUACAAACCACUCCUGAUUUAAAACCUAAUCUGAAUAUAGAUUUAGCAAAUAUCUCAAGAGAUCUUAGAGAAAGUAUAAUAGGUCAGGACGACGCCUUACGCGAUAUUUUGAACUAUAUGGAAAUGUAUAAAAAACAACAAAGAAUAGAACCUUUAGUGUUUUUAUUGCAUGGGCCAACUGGAACUGGUAAAUCUUACACUUCUCAAGUUAUUUCCAAGUCCUUUCAGCAAACUAAUGUCCACUUAUAUGUCACGUCUUACCACUUUGGAUCUAAAGCAAAGCUUUUGGAUCUUUCAACAUUUAGAGAAAUUCCUGACUUAGUUAAAGACAGAUCAACAAAUUUGUUCAUUUUUGACGGCUUGGAAAUAGCUGAUAAUCGAGUGAUAGAGGCUCUGUUUUCUACUUUACACUUAAUGAAGAAGCAAAGCACCAAAAUAAACUACACUGUUUUUCUCCUUAUUGACACCAGUAAACCAGAAAAUUCUCAACAAUUUGAUAGAAAUACUAAAUAUCCAGAAAUUGAGAAAAAUAUUAUGCUUAAAACUCACUGGUUUAAGGAAUUUAUGUCUUCUGGCAUGAUAGACAGCUUUGUUCCCUUUCAAUUACUUGAAAAGAAACACGCUAUUCAAUGUGUGAUUUUGGAAGCAAAAAAGAGGGGACUGAAACUUUCAAGAGAGAAGCUUGACCAAAUAAUUAGUUCUGUAACAUUUCAAGAGAUUGAUGGAAUUGAAUACUCUAAAGCAGGUUGUACUUCAAUAUCAAAUAAACUAUAUCUUUUGGAGUAG